Puccinia triticina is the source of this 450-nucleotide messenger RNA. RefSeq lists its product as uncharacterized. Lineage: Eukaryota; Fungi; Basidiomycota; Pucciniomycetes; Pucciniales; Pucciniaceae. The record is from RefSeq and is a predicted model, not a curated record. The transcript is spliced from 2 exons. The coding region runs from base 1 to 450 and encodes 149 amino acids.
AUGUUUUCCAUCACAUCUGGCAAUCAAAAUCCCGGUGCAGCUCCAAAUGGGUCCACAGUAGGGAGAUCAAAUCUGCGACCAAACCUUAGACAAAUCGGUGGUGCAGCACCUGCAACAUCAAACGGCAGGGUUGUUGCCCAGAACAACUCGAGCCACGAUGUCAACUCUAUUGCUUCCACACCCAGCUCCUCCUCCAGCAACAUGGUACCAAGACCAUCGCCUGCAAAUUCAAUAUUGACACCUGGCCCACCCAAUGGCUUCAAACCUGGUGAGAUCGGCGAAGCAAAUAGCCACACCCCUGAGGAUGAUGAUGACAAUCACUUUGUCAACACCAACAAAAAAGGCAAGCGUGUAGUGCGACCCGGUGACCAGCCCACUCAGAAUUCAGCUGCCAAACCCACUGCCGGGCCAUCUUUGCUUUCAGAGGCCCAAAAAAGACUCAAGCGCUGA